Molecule: messenger RNA, 2600 nt
Organism: Phascolarctos cinereus (koala)
Lineage: Eukaryota; Metazoa; Chordata; Mammalia; Diprotodontia; Phascolarctidae
Gene: VPS41
Product: VPS41 subunit of HOPS complex
Biological process (GO): endosomal vesicle fusion; cellular response to starvation; macroautophagy
Cellular component (GO): late endosome; HOPS complex
Molecular function (GO): protein binding
Source: RefSeq, a predicted model, not a curated record
GUCACGUGAUAUUGCCGGCCGCACCAUGGCGGAAGCGGAGGAGAAGGAAAUGUCUGUUGAAGAAUCUACAGAUGAGUCUGAGGAAGAAGAAAGUGAAGAGGAGCCCAAACUGAGAUAUGAACGACUUUCCAAUGGGGUGACUGAAAUUCUACAGAAAGAUGCCGCCAGCUGUAUGACGGUGCAUGAGAAGUUUUUGGCACUGGGCACACAUUAUGGCAAGGUUUAUUUGCUCGACGUCCAAGGAAAUAUCACUCAGAAGUUUGACAUUAGCCCUGUGAAGAUAAAUCAGAUUAGCCUGGAUGAAAGUGGAGAACACAUGGGCGUGUGCUCAGAGGAUGGCAAGGUGCAAGUAUUUGGACUGUAUUCUGGGGAAGAAUUUCAUGAAACUUUUGACUGUCCUAUUAAAAUCAUUGCGAUUCACCCCCAGUUUUUGAGGUCCCAUUGCAAGCAGUUUGUAACCGGAGGAAAGAAGUUGGUAUUGUUUGAGCGGUCUUGGAUGAGCAGAUGGAAAUCUUCUGUCUUGCAUGAAGGGGAAGGAAACAUAAGAAACGUGAAAUGGAAGGGAAAUUUAAUCGCCUGGGCCAAUAAUAUGGGUGUAAAGAUUCUUGACAUCGUAUCCAAGCAGAGAAUCACCAACGUGCCCCGAGAUGACAUCAGCCUUCGCCCCGAUAUGUAUCCCUGUAGCCUCUGCUGGAAGGAUCACGUCACUCUCAUCAUUGGCUGGGGUGCCUCGGUCAAGAUCUGCUCGGUGAAGGAACGGCAUGCCAGUGAAAUACGAGACUUACCAAACCGUUACGUUGAAAUAGUGUCUCAGUUCGACAUGGAAUUCUACAUCAGUGGGCUUGCACCUCUCUGUGACCAGCUCGUGGUGCUUUCGUAUGUCCAGGAGACCUCAGACAAAACGGAGAGGGAAUACUGUGCCCGGCCCAGAUUGGACAUUAUUCAGCCGCUUCCAGAGACCUGUGAAGAGAUCUCUUCCGACGCCCUGACAGUGAGAGGUUUUCAGGAGAAUGAAUGCAGAGACUACCACCUGGAGUACUCCGAAGGUGAAUCGCUCUUUUAUAUUGUCAGCCCUAGAGAUGUCGUCGUGGCCAAGGAACGGGACCAAGAUGAUCACAUCGACUGGCUCCUUGAGAAGAAGAAAUACGAAGAAGCUUUGAUGGCUGCUGAAAUUAGCCAAAGAAAUAUUAAAAGACACAAGAUUCUGGACAUAGGCCUGGCCUAUAUAAGUCACCUGGUGGAGAAAGGCGAGCAUGAUAUGGCAGCCCGCAAAUGUCAGAAAGUUCUGGGGAAAAAUGCAGCUCUCUGGGAAUAUGAAGUUUACAAAUUUAAAGAAAUAGGACAGCUUAAGGCGAUUAGCCCGUAUUUGCCAAGAGGGGAUCCCAUUCUGAAGCCUCUCAUCUAUGAAAUGAUCCUACAUGAUUUUCUGGAGAGUGACUAUGAGGGCUUUGCCACGUUGAUCCGAGAGUGGCCCGGUGACCUCUACAACAACUCCGUCAUCGUGCAGGCUGUUCGGGACCACCUCAAGAAGGACCCACAGAACAGGACCUUGCUGCGAACGCUGGCCGAGCUGUACACUUACGAUAAAAGCUACAGCCAAGCUCUCCAGAUCUACUUAAUGCUCCGCCACAAAGACGUGUUUCAGCUGAUUCACAAGCACAAUCUCUUCAGUGCUAUCCAAGACAAAAUCGUGCUGCUCAUGGACUUUGAUUCAGAGAAAGCUGUAGACAUGCUUUUGGACAAUGAAGACAAGAUUUCCAUAAAAAAAGUCGUGGAGGAACUAGAAAACAGGCCGGAACUGCAGCACGUGUAUCUGCACAAGCUUUUCAAAAGAGACCAUCAUAAGGGCCAGCGCUUCCAUGAGAAGCAGAUCAGCCUUUAUGCUGAAUACGAUCGCCCCAGCCUGCUCCCGUUUCUGCGAGAUAGCACCCACUGUCCCCUGGAAAAGGCUCUUGAGAUCUGCCAACAGAGGAACUUUGUGGAAGAGACCGUCUAUCUCCUGAGCAGAAUGGGGAACAGCCGGAGUGCCCUGAAGAUGAUCAUGGAGGAGCUGCAUGACGUCGACAAAGCCAUCGACUUCGCCAAGGAGCACGAUGAUGCCGAGCUGUGGGAGGACCUGAUUUUGUACUCCAUCGACAAGCCACCAUUCAUCACUGGCUUAUUAAACAACAUCGGCACCCACGUUGACCCGAUUCUUCUCAUUCACCGAAUUAAGGAAGGAAUGGAGAUUCCCAACUUGAGAGACUCCCUGGUGAAAAUACUGCAGGACUACAACCUUCAAAUUCUUCUUCGCGAAGGCUGCAAGAAGAUCCUGGUGGCCGACUCUUUGUCCCUCCUGAAGAAAAUGCACCGCACGCAGAUGAAAGGCAUCCUGGUCGAUGAAGAAAACAUCUGUGAGUCCUGUCUCUCCCCUGUUCUUCCUUCAGAUGCAGCGAAGCCCUUCAGUGUGGUCGUCUUCCACUGUCGACACAUGUUCCACAAAGAGUGUCUGCCCGUCCCCAGCAUGAAUUCUGCUGGACAGUUCUGCAACAUCUGCAGUGCUAAGAACCGGGGACCGGGCAGCACAGUCUUGGAGAUGAAGAAGUAGCCGGCUUUCCCCG